Molecule: messenger RNA, 6294 nt
Organism: Tuber melanosporum (Perigord truffle)
Lineage: Eukaryota; Fungi; Ascomycota; Pezizomycetes; Pezizales; Tuberaceae
Exons: 4
Coding region: 1-6294 (2097 amino acids)
Biological process (GO): meiotic chromosome separation; proteolysis
Cellular component (GO): mitotic spindle; cytoplasm; mitotic spindle pole body
Molecular function (GO): cysteine-type endopeptidase activity; protein binding
Source: RefSeq, a predicted model, not a curated record
AUGUCCUCCAAGAUAGCAGCUUCCUCUAACCCGUACGACGAGAUCAAACAAUCUCUAGGCGCUGAGACAUGUCCGGCCUCCACUGUGAAGUUGCUGAAUGAGGCCCUGUUCGCUCCCGCAUCAUCUAUGGUUGCCGCAACCUUAAAAGUGUCCACAAGAACCAAUCACUCACGAACGAACUCGAGAUCUCAAAAGACGGUGGUGGCCGUAGGGAGUGCUUCAGUUGCGGUAACGUUGGCAUCUAGGACUGCAGAUCGGUACAAAUUGGCCAUUGAGGUUAUCAAUACCAGUUUACGAAAUCUUAGCGAAGCUGUGAAGAAGGACCCGAAAGCUACGGUACUAGAAGUACAUGAGAAGGAUCAACCAGUUCGGAAAACAGAGAAACAACAGCAGACCUCGGUAGCUCGUUCUUCGCAUUCUCGACCGUCAAAUCGGAACGAUGCGCCUACGCUUCUUAGACCAGACGCAACUGAGAACCUCGCAAUAUGUUGUUCACUAGCCAUUUCAUACUUGAAUUCGAUAUCCGGGUCUUCGAAUGCACUCGACAUUGCGCCGUUGCAAAUUGAGAAUGCACAGAAUAGUCUUAUAUUGAAGUUAAUACAGUUGGGUAUGUUUGAAUUGGGGUUGAAGGAGUCACGAAGUUUAAAGCGGACAUUGGCAGAGGCGAUGAGAAGUGGGGGCGGAAGUGAAAAACAGGGCAAGCCGACGCCGGCGGUGGCUCUGGCAGAAAAAGAAGAUUCGCGUAGGAAUGUCUCAAAGGCGCAGAAGGAGCCAAUUGAUAAACUAUUGGAAUUUGACGAUGUGGUUACUUCGAGUCCUGCAUUUCCUUUGGUUAUAUCUUGUCAGUUGGGAAUAUUACGAUGUAUUGCGGGACUGAAAAGGCCAGAACUGGUGGAGGCCGUUUUACCCACACUCUCUUCCUCUACAGUGCACAAUCCGCUCAACGUUAUCCGUGCUCUGGCCGGAACCUCUCUUCAGAAAGCUCUCGCACAUUUGAAUGUUCUUCAUUAUACACUAGUUUCUAUGGCGCCAUCCAUAUCUACCUCUAUCGAUGCUGUAGCGACCAAUGCUAAACUAUCCUGUUCUCCUAGAGCCGCCUUAGCUCUCCAGACCAAAGCUUUACAGUGUAGCAUCGUGAAGUUGACUCUUCAACCUAACUUCACAGAGAUAACCGAUAAGGUGAGAGAGGAGCAUUGGGAGUCUUGGAGGAGAUACGCUUCAGCUUUUGUUCGACGCACACAAGACUAUAGCAAUAAGCGGGAACGAUACGGCAUUGUUCGGGAUUUAGCGGAUGCUGUGAGGAGGUUCCUCAGGGUUGAGGGUGCAUCGCACUCCUACUCGCCUGAGGUUACGAGGAUUCUCUCUAGUUUAUCAUUCGAGGCUGGACUGAUGACCCAAUCCAUGGAAUUAACGAGGGCAUGGGUCCAGGAGCUGGAAAAGUCAGAUGUUCAGAGCGAUGCUGCAUUAGAGCUAGUGGGCAGAGUCAGGAUGGCAACGGCUGAGCUAAAGAUUUCCAUGGUCAUGGAGGACGGAGAGCUGCUAGUAGAUGGCUCGGGUGUUCAGCGAAUAAAGGACCGGGUGGGCACUGCUGUCGAAGGGCUCGAGAAGAUUUCGAAAGGCAGAAGAUCAGACCUCGACCAGUUACUUGUCGAAGCCGGAUAUCUGAGGAGGAGCGGUGUUAGCUUGCUUGUAGCUCUUCUCAAAGAUGAAAGUCCGGGGUUCAUAGAACUCAAAGAGAGCGAAGCAAGGACCGUGAGGUUGGAGCUUCGAGAUGUCUGCAAUAUGAUUGCUCGAGGCGUUGUCGGAUUCUGUCGAAAGUAUCUAGCUAUGGGAAGCCAAGGCGAUGAACGAACAAAGGCCAUAAAGCUUGCCGUCUCUGCGAUCGAUACGUCCAUAUCUACUGCUUGGAGAGGUUUCGAUAUCGAAUAUUGCGCCCAGUGGGAAGGAUUGGAAGAACUGACGAGGGAUUCCUUGGCUCUUGUUCGAUCAUUGACGGAAUCUGAUCUAGAGGCCCUAGGUGAUUUAACACUUUACGAGAAGUUUUCGAGCACUUAUUGGCAGAUCCAUUUGCUUUAUCGGAAGGCUGGUAUGGACAAGGAGAGCGUUCGGGCUUUGAAGCGCAGCAUAUCAGUAUUAGACGGGAGACCACCUGCCCAACUCGUCAAAGCCAACAUCGCCUUAAAAUGGGAACGCCUAGGAAGCUCGUUUAUGUCCACGGGGGAUUGGAGAAGAGCUGAAGAGACUCUUUUAAAGGCAAUGGAGGUUUUCACUGAAACUGGCAUUAUUGGGGAGCUAGGGAUUUGUGCCUCAAAGGGCGAUCGUAUCGGCAGCGAGUUUGAGGUGCAUACGCAGGAGGCUAUGGUGGGACGGGUUUUGGCAAGUCUUAUCAAAUGUGCAUCGCGAAGGAAGAGCACUGAAGUGGCUGCGCUCCGAUUCGACGAUGAGAAAAUUGCAGCAGCUGCGCGGGGGAUGCUUCUUGAAUGGUCCUUGAAGUUGGCCAUCGGUGUGAUGGCUAAUGAUGGGGUUGUUGUGCGUGUGCUCGCAGAGAGAUUGCUUGAGGCAUACCCCCUGGAAGCGAUGCCGCUACGGAGGGCCCGCGUGGUAUCGAGGAUUUUAUGCCUAGCUGUGGACCAUCCAGAGAUUUUCAACAUUGAAGAAGUCAGGGUUAUUGGUGAUGAAGUUGCUUCCUGGUCUAGAGAAACACCGAUACCAUCCUUGGCAGAAGACGGAAAUUUGGCGAAAUACAAAGAAGACAUAAUCGCAGGCUGUCUGGUCAGUUUGGCAUUUUUGAAAUGGAUCAAUGGAGAAGCCGGGGUGGAGUCGGUCAAAGAGGCUGUGGGGGCUUGGGGUACACUUGUGAAAGGAUGUUCAUCAUGGGAUAUGCUUCUGGAAAAGGUGGAGGAGAUUAGCGUUAUUAUGAAGACGCUUGAUAUGCUUGCCGAGUUUUCCGAGAUGAGAGGCGAGGCAGACUUAAAAAUGUGUGUGUUGAAGGUCUUGGUUUCGUUAAGGGAGAUCGAGAAGCAGGCCGAUUAUGAUGCGCUUGUUCGCCUCGAAACCUUGAUAGGGCUACACUAUCUCCGACUUGGAUAUUCCGGCAGAUCUGGGAUGACCAUGGCUAAGGCUCAGGCGUUGAUGAAGAAGGAUCAGGCUAGUGUAUCGACAGUUACAAUACUUCAAUGGCACAUGGCGUACACCGAAUACCUUGUUAAUAUAGGGAAUCUUGAAAAGGCGGAAGAGUACCUUAACGCCGCUAGCAAUAUUCUUGAAGAGGACCAAGAUCUCCACUAUGCCGGGAUGUCAGGCGCCCGCAUUGCAAAACGAGUGAAGCUAAAUCGUAUCAUCGCAGAUGCCGCCUACGUAAUGAGCUUGCUUACUUUUGAGAAGGGGAAUCCUAGCGAUGCAUUGGCGCAUGCUAGGCGGUGUGUACGGCUUAACCAGCGCGCAUGGGCUGGGCUCGAGAGUUUAAGCAGAGAUAGUCUCGUCGACAGCAUGGCAACACUAAGCACCUCCGACUACCCGCAACCGAAGGUCCAAUCGACGACGUUCGGGGCCCUCAAUGUCCCUCUGCUAUGGCCUCUAGUUUCCUCGCUAUAUGCUGGACUAUUACAAACAUCUAAUAUUUAUCGGCAUCAAGGAAUGGUCCGCGAGGCGGAAUUUUACCUUGAACAGGCACUUAAGACAGUUGAAGCUGUCAACGCGUCCCCGAGAGUCAGUUUGGCAAUGACGAUGUACGGGGAUUUACGUAUAAGAUCCGGUCAUAUAGACGAAGGCGAGGAGAUGCUACAGAAAGCUGGCAAGUCUAUAGGCGGAGGCAGGGAGGCCUUGGAAUUUGAAGUAGCAAGUGGAAACUUGGAUCGUCUUCGAGGGGAUUUCGCCGGGGAAGGGAGGGCUUACGAGCGGGCAGAGAAACAACUCGAACAGCUUAUGUCAGUUAGAUAUAUUGAAAAGCUUGGUGCGCUCACAGGCGACAGUGAGGGUUUAUCAGAGAAGGUCGCCAUCUUGGAACUGCGAGAAGGACCUCAACCGGGGCCCGAACCUAAACGUCGAGGAAGGCCGCCAGCAAAACCCAAAACGACAAAAGCGUCUAAAGCAUCAAAGGUCACCAAAGCCUCCAGAGGUGUUCCUGCAAUUUCUAGUGUGGUUGCAGCGGAGUGCUCUGUAUUGCUUAAACAGAAGGGGAACAUACUUCGACUCAAGGCGCACAAUCUCACAAUGCAGAGGCAAUGCGAGCAAGCCGAGGUUUUGCUUCUGGAGGCAUCCAAGCUGCCAGUCGGACACCAGGAAACAGUGAUACAUGGAUUAACGGAAGCCAAGCAUCUACUUCAGGAGGCGCUCUCACUUGUGGGGUCUGAUCCUGUGUUUAGUGUCCUACACGAGUCCACAAUCUCUCUCCCUAGUGUUGCACCUAGAACGGGGGAGUCAAGUCCUGUUAAAAAAUCAACUAAGAAAGGCGUGGCAGCUGCAGUGAAACAAACGAAAAAGUUUGUUGAGAUCCUGACUAGAGCUAGAGAUGCUGUCGCCAAUGUUCAUACUCGAGCUGUUAAAAUGGGAUCCUCAACGAUAACUCAUAGUGUGGCCUCGCUACUUAGUCAAAUUAUCGUCUUACUAUCUGCCGUAACUAAUUCCAAAGGCAAAGGACCCGAGCAUCCGUUAUUUGCGAGUUAUUCCCUUGAACUUCACAAGGGAAUUUCCUUGCAGAGAGAGAAAGCUGCGAUUGAGACGGAGAAGGUAGUUAGCCGUAUCCCUGAGGACUUGAGCUGGCCAAGAGCAGGUUCUGUUCCCGACGCUCCAAAAUCACUGCUGGCAGGAUCGGCUCCUUUCGAGUUUUCUAACUUCCAGAGUGAUUACGUCGACAUCAUACCUAAAAAAUGGGCGGCUGUGUCUGUUUCACUCAGUGAGAGCCGCGAGGAGCUUUACCUCUCGCGGUUCCAGGCUGGUCAGAGCCAGCUUAUGGUUCGUCUUCCGCUCACGCGGCAUAAUUCCCGUGACGACUAUGAGGACCGAUGGGAAUACGAGUCAAUGCUCGAGGAGCUCAAUGAGAUCGUCAAAGGUGCCAACAUCAGCGCUCAUAAUGCGAAGGAUAUGACGAGCAAAGGCGCAAGGACUGAGUGGUGGAAACAGCGGGAAUCACUCGACACUCAGCUCAAAGAUCUUCUGAGCGUGAUCGAGUAUCACUGGCUGGGCGGCUUCAAAGGCGUAUUUUGCCAGUAUGCUCUACACAAGGAAUACAUGGCGAAGUUCAAAUCUGCCUUUGACAAGGUCCUCGCAAGGCAUCUGCCUUCCCGACAAAAUAGGAGGGCGAAGAGGGUAAAUAUUGAUUAUCGGAUAUUAGAACUCUUUAUCGGUCUCGGGCGGCCGGACGAGCAGGACCUAGAUGAAGCGCUUGUCGACUUGAUCUAUUUCGUUGUUGAUAUCCUACAGUUCCACGGAGAGGGUAACGCCUACGAUGAGGUGGAUUUCGACGUUAUGGUUUUGGAGCUCACGGAGGCUUUAGCAGCAUAUCACAAAGGGGUAUCAUUCCAUCCGAAUGAAGUAGCAAGCGACGUUGAUCACACAAUCCUUAUUCUUGAUAAAUCGGUACACAUGUUUCCGUGGGAAUCACUCCCGUGCCUUCGGGGCCACUCGGUAUCUAGGCUUCCAUCAUUAGCCUCUCUCCGGGACAGAAUCCUCAUGAUGCAGGAGAAGGAACCAUCCCAACAAUCACGGCCCGGAUUCUACGCUGACAAGACCCGUGGAGCUUACAUCCUUAACCCAGGUUCCGAUUUGGUCAACACCCAGAAAGCCUUUGAGGAUGAUCUUAGAACUCUGAAAACCUGGGAAGGAAUUGUCGGCAGGCCUCCUUCUGAAGAGGAGUUCCGGCGUAACCUGGAGGAGCGAGAUUUGUUGCUAUACUUUGGCCAUGGAAGCGGCGCCCAUUUCAUCCGCGCCCGUACGCUCAAAAAGUUAGACAAGUGCGGCAUCGCCUUACUCCUCGGCUGUAGCAGUGGAGCAUUGAAAGACACGGGCGAAUUCGAGCCAUACGGGAUGCCGGUUAAUUACCUGCUUGGGGGCUGUCCAUCAAUGGUGGCUACGCUCUGGGACGUCACGGACAAGGACAUCGAUAGAUUCUCCAAGGACGUUUUCAACAGAUGGGGAUUAUUUAGUGGGCCGGGCAAAUCUAAGAAAGAGAGAGAGCUGGAGGCACCAAAUGCAUCAUUGGUCGAGGCUGUAGCGAAAGGAAGGGAAUCUUGCGUGUUGAAGUAUCUUAAUGGGGCGGCACCGGUUGUAUAUGGCAUCCCGGCGUACUUGUCGUAA